This is a messenger RNA of Phragmites australis (common reed), 832 nucleotides long. RefSeq lists its product as uncharacterized. The record is from RefSeq and is a predicted model, not a curated record. Lineage: Eukaryota; Viridiplantae; Streptophyta; Magnoliopsida; Poales; Poaceae. The coding region runs from base 79 to 582 and encodes 167 amino acids. The transcript has a single exon. Gene Ontology annotation, molecular function: protein binding.
CCAGAGCACACAGCGGCGGAGUGGCAGAGCCAAGCGAACCCACUCGGCCACGGCGCGCGCGCGCCGGACAAGACGGGCAUGGACUGGCACGCGUGGCUCUCGGCGGCGCGGCUGGAGCCGGCGCUGGUGUACGAGUACGCGCUGGUUUUCGCGCGCAACGAGCUGGAGGCCGACGACGUGGCUUACUUCGACCACGAGUUCCUCCACAGCAUGGGCAUCUCCGUGGCCAAGCACCGCCUCGAGAUCCUCAAGCUCGCCAGGCGCGACCGAGCCCGCUCGCUCUCCCGCCUCCUCGACCGCGUUGCCAGGUACGUGCGCUCGCUCGUCCGCCUCGAGGAGUCCACGGUGCUCGUGCUCGACCCGAGCCAGCACCAGCCCGACUACCCCAAGCGCGGCAGCAAGGCGCUGAGGAGGGCCGCCAAGUCCGAGCCCAAGGGGUCGACGCCCAAAGCCACCAUCAGGGGAAGGGGCGCCGCGGCGGUGCACGCUGUAAGGGACGUGGACAACGGCGCCGGCGGUGGAGGUGACAGCGACGAGAUGGUCAGGUGGGACCGCUUGUUCCAGGACCUCAAGCCAAACUGACGCCAUGAUCAAGUGCAUGGUGCAUGGAGGAUCACUGCUCAGUGUUAAUUAGUGAUUGUGCUUAUGUUUGAUAAGUGCGUAUAGUGUUGGUGCGCUCUUUCCCAAGUUCAGUGCUAUCGAUCUUGUUGCAUGUACAGGCUACAUAGUUUAAGAUCGGAACAAGCCGUCGGACGCUUGGUUUUGGUUUGCUUAUUGUGUCGUCAGAUGGCUCGCGAUGUGGUUGUUGCUGAAUAAUAAACACGGUGAUUUC